Molecule: messenger RNA, 1171 nt
Organism: Sapajus apella (tufted capuchin)
Lineage: Eukaryota; Metazoa; Chordata; Mammalia; Primates; Cebidae
Gene: XAF1
Product: XIAP associated factor 1
Exons: 7
Coding region: 194-1099 (301 amino acids)
Biological process (GO): apoptotic process
Molecular function (GO): zinc ion binding
Source: RefSeq, a predicted model, not a curated record
AGGGAGACAACAGGGGCUGGCCAGGCUGCAGAGGGACUUCCUGGGAGGCUCCAGCCACAGAAAUCCUAAGCUGAGAUUCUGGAGAUCUUCUCCCUUCCUGCAGCUGUGGGCUGGGCCACGGAAACACUUUCAGUUUUGUUUCCUUGUCUGCAAGAAACGAAACUCAGCAGAAAGACUGAGCAGAGAGCAGAACAUGGAAGAAGCCUUCUUGGUGUGCAGGAACUGCAAAAGAAAUGUAGCCUCUGCCCACUUUGCCCUCCACGAGGUGCACUGCUUGCGGUUCCUGGUCCUGUGCCCGGAGUGUGAGGAGCCUGUCCCCAGGGAAAAGAUGGAGGAACACUGCAAGGAUGAGCACCAGCAGGUUGGGUGUACGAUGUGUCAGAAGAGCAUACAGAAGUCCUCACUGGCGUUUCAUGAGGCCAAUGAUUGCCAGGAACACACUGCUGAGUGUAAGUUCUGCGAGCUGGACGUGCAGCUCAGCAGGCUGGAGCUCCACGAGUCCCGCUGUGGCAGGCAGACGGAGCUCUGCCGGGGCUGUGGCCAGUUCAUCACGCGCCGGGUACUCGCCAAGCACACACGUUUCUGUUGGAGUGAACAGGCCCAGCUCAGGAAAGAGGAAAGAAUUUCGGCACCUGAAAGGGAAAUCCACUGUUAUCAUUGCAACCAAAGGAUUCCAGAAAAUAAGUAUUUCCACCAUAUGGGUCAAUGUUGUCCAGACUCAGAGAUUAAGAAACACUUUCCUGUUGGAAAGCCAAAAAUUCUUCCUUCAUCUCUUCCAAGUCAAGCUGCUGAAAACCAAACUUCCACAAUGGAGAAAGAUGUCCAUCCAAAGGCAAAAAGUAUAAACAGAUUUCCACUUCAUUCUGAAAGUUCAUCAAAGAAAACACCAAGAGGCAAAAGCAAAACCUUGGAUCCACUUUGGAUGUCAGAGCCCAAGCCCAGGACCACCUCCCCUGUUGGAGAUGAAGCAGCCUAUGACAUUCUGAGGAGAUGUUCUCAGUGUGGCAUCCUGCUUCCCCUGCCCAUCCUAAAUCAACAUCAGGAGAAAUGCUGGUGGUUAGCUUCAUCGAAAGGAAAACAAGUGAGAAAUUUGAGCUAGAUUUGGAAAAGAAAAGGUACUACAAAUUCAGAAGAUUUCACUUUUAACAUUGGCUUUCCUGCCUACUUGCUG